This is a messenger RNA of Helicoverpa armigera (cotton bollworm), 4267 nucleotides long. It is a transcript of the gene Chas, whose product is annotated as chascon. The transcript has 13 exons. The record is from RefSeq and is a predicted model, not a curated record. Bases 355 to 3825 code for a protein of 1156 amino acids. Lineage: Eukaryota; Metazoa; Arthropoda; Insecta; Lepidoptera; Noctuidae.
AUGCUACGGCACGGGCCUCGGUCGCCUCAGUCCGUCACUGUAAGGCUGCGUCCACGCAGUUUUCCAUGUUAGUCCUCGCGGCCCCCACUCUUGCGCGGUACACGAGGCGCGCCACCGCCGUGUCAUACUGUAGUGUCUCCCUCUCGCUCGCGACCGCGUGUGCGAUCGAUCAACACCAUCGAUUUCCACCGAUACGUUUUACACAUUUUUCUGAAUGAAAAGUCCUUGUUAAACGUAAAACAAUAAACCCUGAAGUGACUGAAAGUUUUUAAACGGUGCCGCUGUUUUGUAGUAUAAAUUGUGAAGUUUACGUGUAGUUUUUUUAUUGAACGGAGCAACCCGUAAUGUGCUGACAUGCCGAUAACAGCCGUGUCUCGUGAGACGCCGCCCGCGUCGCCUCCGCUGCACGCCGCCACAUACGAAGAGGCAUUAGCCACCGCCGAGCCGGGGGAUACAAUAGCAACUACCAAAGAAGAAGAAUGGGUGACGCGGAAGAAAAGCGAAGUGACAACGACCCGACAGAUCGCGACCAGAGUCAAGCGCGAGCUGAUCUUAGAAGAUGGGCGAAUACUCAGCGACUCGGGGCCCAAGAUAUCUACCUCUGUCAAUGAAGACACGCACACCACCAAUUACCAACAGACUGAGCAUCGGGUACCUGACGAGCAACUUGGUGAAGAAGCUUUAGAAAAUGAAGUUGGCGGAGCCAUUGGGGCGCCGGUUGAUGAAGUGGACGGUCCCCUAAUCGGUACCGUGGUGGCUCCGGCCGGGGCUAAGGUGCACGUGACGUCCCUGGUGGUGGCUAACCCUGACGGCAAGGUGCGCGAGAGUCAUGACAAGCGGGUGCUCACCAGGAAUAUCACUGAGAGGGUCCAGGAGACCGAGGAGCGGAUACAUAAGGGGGAUACUACUCAUGAUGCUUUGAUAGCGGCAGUGAAUGAGACCCCGGAGGAGGACAUCCGCGAUGCUCUGAAGUCGCAGACAGAACAUCAGCUGGCGCUAGUUCCGCGCGGGCCCAAGCUUGUGAAGGAUACCAUCGCGUACAAUACUACUGUCACUACUGAUGACACCGAGGAACUUCGCGCAUUGCGACCAGAUGGCACGAUAGUGACGGAGACACGACACACCAAGGAGCAAGAACGGAUCUGUGACGAAGAACUCUCUAAAGACGAGGCAAAAUCUUUGGCGAGCGAUAAGAGCGUGGUAGAACAGACAGGGGGCACGGAGCGACGCAAGCGAGUGGACCUCGAGCAGAGCACUGAUCUGAUGGCGGGUGGCUUGCGGGUCGCUACGCACAUCAACUCGCGCUCCCGCACUGAAGAAGUUGAAAGAGAGGGACAGCCGAACAUGGAUGACGAUUGGGACAGUUUAUCAGUGAGAAUGCGACGACAGCGCCGACUCCGUCAUGCCGAACACGACAAGGAUUACAAACGUCCCGUCGACUACGACAUCGAAGAGGAAACACGCAAGAAAGAAACAUCCAAGUGGCUGGAAAACCAUUUCGGCAGUGAAUCCCGCUCAUCACACGACUCUAUCGCUGAAGAAAUAGGACGAAGACCUGAUCCCGCCUUUUAUAAAAAGGCUGAAGACGAGGGAUACUACGGGAAGACAUCAUCUGUGCCACCACCACCUGUGUAUGGAGAUCGUGUGCUUCGCAAAACGAAAUCGUCGACGCCUUCAGACGAACGACCAGCAGCACCAGUGAACAGGACCGGUGGAUACUUCAAGGGAGUUGCGGACUGGUCGCAGCGACGUGCCAGUAAACCCAGGAUGCCUGAACCACGCAGCUCAUCACCAUCUCCACCGACAGUGCGUUCACCAUAUGCUAGUGACGAUCGAUUAAACGGCUCCUCCCCUAGACAUGUGUACGGGAAGCGCGACUCGCCUCAGGGGAGGUCAUCACCUAUCGGCCGCCGUCAUCCGCCCUCGCGCGACGACUCCGCCUACGUAUCGUCGUCAACUAUGCACAGCCCACCGCGUGGCUCGCCUUUCCGGCCGCUAGAAGCCGAGCGCUCCUUCCGCGAGCCCUCGGUCGAAGACGACUACCGGCCUAUCGCGCCGGAACGAAAACGACCGGUGAAACAAAGACUAUCUGAAGAACAUCGUUACGACAGUGGCUACAGAAGCUCAUCCCGGAACGAGAAUUCGGGACGGUCACGUGAUAGUCGUGAAGAAGGGGCAGUAGAACCCCCGCCGGAUUAUUCUCCUCCCAGAGAGAGGCGUGAAAGUUCGGACAGAGAUCGUACACCACCGAGGCGACGGGACAGGGAUGAACGCAAACAGAAUCAGAAAACUCGUUUCGCUGACAAUGGGCGGCGUCCAUCUCCGGCACGUAAGUCAGUGGGGUCUGCGAUCGGGAACUCAAUUCGGAAGUUGGUUGGUAAGAUUCGCUCGGCAUCUGCGGAGCGGCGUGCUCGCUGGCGCAACUCUCGGACGCCGUCGCCGGAGCACUCGUCGCGCACCUACAAGCAGUACGGUGGCGAGCUGGCGCCCCCCGUCGCUCCACCGCACCGCUACUACCUUGGGGAGGACCCCUUCGCGCCCAGCAUCUACGGCCGAGAGCACAAGUACGAGGGCAGUUCGAGACGCGCAGCCGUCGCCGACGCCCGCGAUCACCGCGAAAGGGGCCAAUUCUCGAGCACGCUGGGUCGAUUCAGUCACUCGACAAGUAGACUGAAUCCGAACAUCGAGCCCGAAGAGGAUUACACUCGCAGCGCGCAGACGUUGCCGAGGAAACUGCACGACCGGAAGGAGAAAACCACCGAACCCCAGAAGCCCAGUUCCAAUAAAUACUGGCACCGACUCACACCCAACAAACGCUCCAGCAGUGCCGUGAACAUCUCCAACAACGUGACUGCUGUACCAGACAGUAAAAUCAACGGAUACCCACCAGGACCCGCGAAGCCAGCGCGGACAUACAAAGCUCUCAACAGGAGCAAAAGUUUUGCUAUGGGAGCUCCUGAACAGGAGACUCACCCACGUUACGUUUCUACAAUGAGCCGCAAUUACUCAACUAUGUAUAAAUCCAACCCCCACCUGAGUCGGCUUGAUGAGACUCCGGAGCAGCUGAAAAGCCCAGGAAUCGUUUCAAUUAUCAAUCGUAGUCAACGCGACCUCGCCGAUGCUGUUUCUCGUGAAACAGAGCGUAGACGUGAUGGUCUAUUUGGAGCUAGAUAUGGAAAAACAACUCCAGUGACCAACGGUCAUACCAAUGGCUACAGUAAGGCCACGGCUUACGAUGAAACUGAUAAGAAGAAGAUAUUCCUUAAAGGGCUUCGGGAAAGGGCUCCUGAAUUGUAUCAAACAUUACACGCUGACGACGAAUCAGAUGGCAGCAGAUUAUCGUCUCGGUACAACACACCGUCGCCACAUUAUAAAGAUCGUAUAUCAGAAGAACGAAAAACUCCGUUAUAUAAAACAGAAUCGCUCAACAGGGAAACGAGUCCUUUCGUGUCUCGGCUGGAUACGCGGAUGAAGUCGCCGGCGAUACGGCGAGGCAGCAACAGUAGCGACAACUACUCAGAGACUUACCGGUACACCACUCGCUCAGGUGAUCCCGAACGUCCCAGCGUUACUGACACUGUAGAAACAGUUAGUAAGAAGAUUGUGCCAUCAAGAGACGGUCGCUCAAAAGAGAUUAUCGAGUCAAGAGAAAUAAACUCGGUGACUAAAAGCAGGGGGUACAAAGGCGAACCAAUAGCGAGUCCUAAGUAUAUAGAAAAUGGCAUCCGGACCGCGCCGCUCGGAUAUGAGUCUAAGAAUGGCCCUUUGUACUCGGAACGAAGGAGUAGUAACUAUAAAGUUAUCGAGAAAAUAAGAGAUUAUUAGUAACAUGUAUAACAUUCAGAAAAUUUAAUUUUAAAUGUUUAUUCUGCCAUAUUUUUCGAAUGUACUAAAUGAAUCAAAGUCAUACACAGACUGAAUCUUUGAAACGCUUUAGUUAGUAAGUAUCUAACUUUAUUAUCACACACAGUAACUGUUGUUAAUGUUCGUGUAAGAAGCUUCGUGUUAUCAUUGUAAAAAGUCAUAGAGCUUUACUAAUUUAACUUUAAUAUUGGUCUAAUUCCGUCCAGUGUACUUAUACAUUUGUAACAAUUUCGGGUACGUAAGAUUUUAUGAUCGAAAGCGUUAACUUUGUGAAUAGCUUUAUAUUUUUAAUAACACUUAUUGAUACUGUAUAAGAGAAUAAUGAGUAAAAGUAAUAAUAAACUAGAUAAGAUUUUAUAAUAAAAAUGUAUCAAUAAAAUUAUAAUGUGUUAAUACGCACUAA